Molecule: messenger RNA, 1575 nt
Organism: Punctularia strigosozonata HHB-11173 SS5
Lineage: Eukaryota; Fungi; Basidiomycota; Agaricomycetes; Corticiales; Punctulariaceae
Product: MFS general substrate transporter
Exons: 12
Coding region: 1-1575 (524 amino acids)
Biological process (GO): transmembrane transport
Molecular function (GO): transmembrane transporter activity
Source: RefSeq, a predicted model, not a curated record
AUGGAUGAACUCGCGGAGCAUGGCCCUCGCGCGCCGCCGGUCAUCACUUCGAAAGUUCGGUCUGCAAAGGGUGAAGAAGACGUUGAUCCAAACAAGGUCGUCUGGACCGAAGGAGAAUCAGAUAACCCACAAAACUGGUCAACGCGUUAUCGGUGGUGCUUGACAUACCUGGCAAUCACCAUGAGCUUGAAUUCUACAUUUGCAUCUGCAGCGCCAGCUCCCGCAGUUCGCUUCAUAGCAGCCGAUUUCCACACCUCUGCAGAAGUCUCUCAACUGGUGACAUCAAUCUUUCUAUUUGGUUAUUGUAUCGGACCCCUUUUAUGGGGUCCUGGUAGCGAAAUGUUUGGUCGACGCCCCAUCUUCAUAAUCACCAAUACCGGCUACGUCCUCUUCACUAUUGGACAAGCCCUCGCUCCUAACAUGGCGACUCUGCUCAUCACCCGUUUCUUCGCUGGAUUCUUCGGUGUCGCCGCAACAACUAACGUGCCUGGCAUGAUGUCCGAUAUAUGGACGGCAAAGGCUCGAGGUCAAUCCGCCGUUGCCGUCAUUGGUACUAUAUUCCAAGGUCCGGUGCUCGGUGGCAUUAUCGGUAGCUUCAUCGCAGAGAGCUCUCUGGGAUGGAGAUUUAUAUUUUGGACGAUAGUGAUAUUUGGCGGAGCCGCUUCCAUACUAGCAUACUUCGCCAUCCCGGAAACGUACCACCCGAUUCUAUUGAAACGUAAAGCCCAGAAGCUACGGCAGGAAGAUCCUCUUAACAAUCGGAAUUUAUAUGCAGAUCAUGAACGAGAGGACAACACUCUCAAGGGCAUAUUACGUCGGACAAUUCUUCGGCCAUUCAUCAUUCUGUUUGAAGAUCCCAUAAUGCAAUUGAUCACGGCUUACAUGGCAUUUCUAUAUGGUAUCAUCUACGGGCUUCUAGACGCGUUUCCUAUCGUCUUCGUUGACAAGCGGCAUUUGAGUCUACGAGAAAACGGACUCAUGUUCGUCGGUUUGGGUAUUGGCAUAAUGAUCGGCGCUUUCAUGUCCCUCCUAUCUAUGCGACAUAUAGGGAAACUGGCCGAAAAGUGGCGUGGAUCCCCCCCUCCUGAGCAGCGCCUUCGUGGUGCAAUGAUUGCGGGGCCCUGCUUGGCUAUUUCUUGCUUCUGGCUUGGAUGGAGCGGAAAUUUCUCAUCCGUGCCGUGGUAUGUGCCCGACCUGGCCGUCGUAUUAACAGGUAGUAGUAUCAUCUUGUCGUUCAUCUCUCUCAUUGUAAAUACAUACUUGGUUUACAGUGCGUCUGCCCUCUCCGCGACAACGACUGUCCGAAGUGGGGUAGCCGCUGCCUUCCCAUUAUUCACAACACAGGUGAAUCCCUGUCACGGUCCAUCAUUCUCUCAGCUUGGGGUUGGAUGGGCAGGCACACUCUUAGGACUGGUCGCACUCAUGCUCACACCGGGUCCAUUUCUGUUCUAUAAAUACGGCGCUCGCAUUCGUCGAAGGAGUCGCUUCGCUCCUUGCCUGGACCUCAAGAUCGCCGAGGAACUAGAAGCAGAAGAGCGUAAAGCUGGUUCAGAGAAGCCGUCGAACGCGAUAUGA